This is a messenger RNA of Colletotrichum abscissum, 2124 nucleotides long. RefSeq lists its product as uncharacterized. Lineage: Eukaryota; Fungi; Ascomycota; Sordariomycetes; Glomerellales; Glomerellaceae. The transcript is spliced from 4 exons. Gene Ontology annotation, molecular function: zinc ion binding; DNA-binding transcription factor activity, RNA polymerase II-specific. The coding region runs from base 1 to 2124 and encodes 707 amino acids. Gene Ontology annotation, biological process: regulation of DNA-templated transcription. The record is from RefSeq and is a predicted model, not a curated record.
AUGUCAUUUUGGGACCUAAUUCUGUUCGGUUACUAUAACGCAAUGGCAAAAUGCUUGACAUGUCGGAGAAGAAAGGUGCGCUGUGACGCAGGUCUUCCUACUUGCUCAGCGUGCACUCGUCUAGGAUUGAUAUGCCAAAGGGUGAUCUCUGAAAGGAUGCUGACUUGGCCAGAACCUGAUCAGCCCAGUGUGGGAAGUGAUAUCUCACCUUGGAACAUAAGCUCGCUACAGGAGAACAUUUCGGAUCGAAACAGACAAAAUUACUUCACAGUUGAGGAACUAAUUGCCACAUCCGAGCUCAUUCAACAAACAAGAAAUCGGAUCGAAGUCGAUAUGAUUUGCCAUCAACUCGAAGUGAUAUCCAAUGAAGAAAAUCCCACGACGUCCUCUAUUGGAGCCUUCUCUGUUAUUGUUCCUAAGGAUACUCAGUUAAAUAAUGGGGUUCAGACGCCCAAGGACUUCGAUUUCAAUAUGAGUUCAGACGCCAGACUCCUCGAUCAUGUGGAAGAAGUUAUAGUCACUGGCCAGGACAUUGGCCACACUACGCUACAGUCAGAUACAACCGAGCAGUUGAGCGAGUUACUUGUCUUGGACUCCGAAACCAAUGAUUCUCUCCAAGAGUUGCUUCCCGGCUCGGUCGUACCUUCACCUGGAGUCGCUGCAAUAGUCAACGCCGGAGCCUUCCCUUUGGUACAUGAUUUCGACUUGAUUCUGACAGGUCCAAAGACUUUUACCAGCUCCCUACCGGAAACGACGUUCUUCUUACUUGAUCAUUACAAAUCAAACAUGCUGGAUUCUUUUACUCCAAAGCGCAACCGCUGUCCACCCUGGAAAUUUCUGCACCUGCCCAGCGCCUUGCAGGCUGUAUCAGAGAUAAGCAUCUGGGGCAGUACAGAUCCCGUAAAAACAUCUUUGCUGUAUGGAAUCUUAUCGGUCUGUGCAUACAACCUAGAGGCCUCCUCAAUUACCAACGAGGAGGUCGCCGGUUUCUGGGGUCUUGCAGCCGCCGAGUUUUCUCAAACUGCUAGGGAGCAAUUAUCGCUCGGUAGAUUGCCUUGUGCAGAAGACUUGUGGCCGAGCCAAUUGAACGAGUUUGUGAUGGCGACGAUGAGUAUGAAUACAAUAUCAGUCAUGAGCGGCAAGUUCAACGAAGCCAGGGCAUUCCUCCUCGCAGCUGAGCGCCUUAUGGAAGAGCCAUGUGCGGUCGAACCCCUUCAAAGCCGAGAGGCAAAAGUUCUCCGCAACAUGCUUCAAUAUACCCGAGUCUUUGAGGAGACAACACACAUUUACCCAGAGAUGAAGACACCCGCCCACUGCACCAGUCCUAGUUUACGGCUACCAGAUUUAUAUAUGGAUGAACCUCCAAAUGCACAUUUCGACGUCAAGUUUCCAUCUUUAAGAAGUAGAGUUUUCAUGAAGAACCACGAUCCCAGACAUUUGAAUCCAUACACCACGAAUGUUCCAAACACUCAGGAGGCUCAACAAAAUCUGUGUACGACCACAACCUUUGAGGGUAUUUUUGGACUACCCCAGCCUCUUGUCAGUCUCAUAUCACGUACAACCCAUCUGAUAAACGUUCUUAGCGAUGUUUCGACCGGACUUGAGACUCCUGGAAUCGUCGACAUCAUUCGAAUACUAGAGCAUGACCUUUGCGCAUGGACUUUCGAAGGGCACGCCACAACUGCCCCACAUCAGAGGCAAGAUGUCGAAGAUCAGCAAGAAGCUGCCUUCGAUAAUGCGAGAGAAGCAAUUUAUGCAGCAGUGGAGAUAUACUUCUAUCGAGAAGUUCGUCAUGUCAACCCAACUUCAGUUCAGCAUCUUGUCGAGAAAGCGUUGAGGCAUCUUCUCGAUUACGAGAGAGAUGCUGAAGAGCGCGGCAACUUGGCUGUAGCGGGGGUGUGCUGGGCUGCCUUUAUCGCUGGAUGUGAAGCUGAAGGAGCCUCUUCGAGACAAAACAUAGCUCAAUUUCUCUCACGAAUUGCCCGAAAGAGCGGCACUGGUAACUUUAGAGCUGCAUCGGAGUUUCUUCCUUGCGUGUGGGAAUCAAGGAUGGGGUUGGACACGUUCGAUCAAAGCUGGAGAGAAGUGAUGAGAUCAUCAAAUACGUGUCUCAUUUUGUCGUAA